Molecule: messenger RNA, 2376 nt
Organism: Ipomoea nil (Japanese morning glory)
Lineage: Eukaryota; Viridiplantae; Streptophyta; Magnoliopsida; Solanales; Convolvulaceae
Product: interaptin-like
Exons: 3
Coding region: 56-2167 (703 amino acids)
Biological process (GO): negative regulation of DNA recombination; chromosome condensation; nucleosome assembly
Cellular component (GO): nucleosome; nucleolus; nucleus
Molecular function (GO): nucleosomal DNA binding; double-stranded DNA binding
Source: RefSeq, a predicted model, not a curated record
UUUAUCAGGUGUCAAAAUUGCGAAACUCUCACUUUCAAUUCCAUUCCUCAAGAAGAUGGACAACCCCAUUCUUUCACUUCCACCGGCGGAGCCGCCGCCGGAAAACCCACCUGAAAAAGCACCUCCCAAACCCCACACCUACAAUGACUCUGCAAUGUUGAACUUCAGAGCUCUGAUGAUGAAAAUGGCCGUUGAAUCUUCUCCCAGCAAGUCUCUUACCCCUGCCCAGACUUUGAUCUUGGAAGACAAGCUUCGCCAGUGCUUCCCUUAUCUCAGAGCUCCUGAUCAUCCUCCUUACGCCUGGAUGAUUACUACCGCGAUUAAACAGUUGAAAGAGGAAGGGGGUAGUAGUGAGGAGGCGAUAUCGGAGUGCAUCAUGAACGAUAAUAACGACUUGCCAUGGGCUCACUCGACUCUACUCAAGCACCAUUUGGUAAAACUCUGUGAGAAGCGCGAAAUUGUUCAGACUCGAGAUGGAUUAUACGUGCUAAAUGAUCGAUUUCCCAGUGUUCCCCGAGCCCCUAGCCCUUCGAAGCCUAGCAAGUUCUUUGAUUCUACUGCUAGCCCGAGCUGUAGUCUUAGCAUUAGCCUCGCCUCUGAUUCCAGCUCGGAUUCUCUCUACGGGGGUUCCUCGAGGAGAAGGAGGAAAUCGAAGAAAGUUCGAAACAAGAGAAAGAAAGGGAAAAGUAUCCAUUUGAAACGAAAGAGGAAGGUUAAGCGUAGGCCGUUUAAGAAAGGUAAGUGGAAAGAAGAAAUUUCCUCGGAUGAAGAGAUGGAGGUUGAGCUGCAUGAUAUCGUGUUGGAAGAAGAGGGGAUGGAUGCCAUUAAACCCGAGAAUCGAUUGAACUGGCAGAAGGUGAUAGUCGAGGAAGAAUUGCAUCGAUCAGAAGACAUAAACGAAGAUGGCGGGCCAGCUAAGAAAGGCGAGUGGGAAGAAGAAAUUUCCUCGGAUGAAGAGAUGGAGAUUGCACUCCAAGAGGCGAUAGAUGCCAUUAAAGCUGAGGAUCGAUUGAACGAGCAGAAGGUGACAGUCGAGGAAGAAUUGAAUCUACCAAUCCCAACGAACGAAGGAGAUGCACAAAAUCUGGUUGUCGAAGCAAGAACUGAUGACAUCGAAGCACAAAACGAAGAAAAAGAACAGGAAACGAUGAAUGGUCGAAACCCAUUAGGACUGGAGCAUAAUGGCAAUCAACUGGAGAUGAAUGCAGAAAUGGAACUGCAAGAGGGAACUGUGGUUAUCGAGGAAGAAGAGCAAAUAACUGGCAAUCCAGCACAGAAAGAGCAGGAAGUGAUGGAAGAAUCGCAUCAAUCACUGGAAACGUUAAAAGAGGACAAGCAAGAGGAUAUGGAAGAGAAGAAAAUGGAUUGGGCGUGUGAGAAAGAUGUUCAGGAUCUAUUAUUACCAGAAAUAUCUGACGUCGAUGAAGAGAAUCCGUUACAACUAACAGAAACUAAUGAUGAACUAGAAAACACGAAUUUAGUGAAUGAUACUAAGUUUCAGGAAAUGGUAGAUGAAGGUCUAGAAGAGCAUGGAUGUCAGGAAUGGAAAGGAAAAGAAAUUAUUCAUUCCCCAAAAAAUUCAUCAUUUCUUGAUCAGAAUACAGAAGAAAUUAAUGUUCUUGAAACCACAAAUGAACAUGAAGAGACCAUUGACAUAAAACUGAAUGAUCAACAAGAACAAGAAACAGUUGCCUGUGAAGAUCAGAGCAAUGAGAAAGCAAAAAUGGGUAUGGUAGAUGAUCCUUAUAUAGAGUGCUCUAGCGAUGAAGUUGAAGAAAUAAGUUCUCCAUUCCAACAGAACAAUGAAGUAUCUUCUGAGGAGGAGGAACAACAAGAACUACAGGAUUCAGAGGAUACAACAAAGCAGGAGCAAGUAAGCCAAAAGCAGUUACGGUCUCGGGUUAUCAAGGCUGAACCAGGUACUCAAGAGCAUCGAAUUCCCCAAGUCGUGUUGUCACUGCAAGCAAUAACUCCACCAAGAAGAGUCACUAGAAGAACGGCAACUACUACUGCCGGUUGCAUUUCUCCAUUACUCGACGAGCAAGCUCCACAGCAGAGAAAGAAGCGCGUAAAAAGUCAAGUAGGUGAAAUAUCCCGCAUGCCUAGACGAUCAACUCGUCUUUCGUCGGGACAAUCAAGAAAGCGGGUAUCACGCAGUCGAACCUGAGGAAGACAACAUAGAUUAUUCUUAGGAAGCAUGUUAAUGAUGUCUUAAACUUUCUCUCUUCAAGGAUAGUAUGUACCUUUAUUUGUACCAAGAAUUCUGCUGCUUUUAUAACCUAGAAAUGGAGUUCUAUGAUGUGCAAGAUUUUCCUAAGCUAUUGUGUAAAUGAAAUGUUGCUUGGGAGGAGAAAUCAGCAAUGUUCAAAUCUAGUA